GGCGGGGGCCGGGGGCGCAGGGCGCGCGGAUGGAGCUGCGGGCGCUGCGGCGCCUCUGGCUGCUUUGCUGCUGCUGCUGCUGCUGCUGCUGCUGCUGCUGCGCCGGCCCCGCGCAGCCCCGCGCCACCUUCACGGCGACCUGAGGCGCGGAGCCGCGAGCCGCCGGCGGCCGCCUUCCGGGAAAGUCUUAAUAGACAUCGAUACUUGAAUUCUGUAUUCCCUCGUGAAAACUCAAGUGCCGUCUAUGGAAUAAAUCAAUUUUCUUAUUUGUCUCCUGAAGAGUUUAAAGCUAUUUAUUUAAGAAGCAAACCUUCCAGAUCGCCCAGGUACCCAGCAGAGGUGCGAACAUCCAUACGCAAUGUGUCUUUACCAUUAAGAUUUGACUGGCGGGACAAACGUGUUGUAACCCAAGUGAGGAACCAGCAGACUUGUGGAGGAUGCUGGGCCUUCAGUGUGGUGGGUGCUGUGGAAUCUGCAUAUGCAAUAAAAGGGAAGCCUUUGGCAGACAUAAGUGUACAGCAGGUCAUUGAUUGUUCAUAUAAUAAUUACGGCUGCAGUGGAGGCUCUACUCUCAAUGCUUUGAACUGGUUGAAUAAGACACAAGUAAAACUGGUGAGAGAUUCAGAGUACCCAUUUAAAGCACAGAAUGGCCUGUGUCAUUACUUUUCUGAUUCAUAUUCUGGAUUUUCAAUCAGAGGUUAUUCUGCAUAUGACUUCAGUGACCAAGAAGAUGAAAUGGCAAAAGUACUUCUUACCUUUGGCCCAUUGGUAGUGGUAGUAGAUGCAGUGAGUUGGCAAGACUAUUUGGGAGGGAUAAUACAGCACCACUGCUCUAGUGGAGAAGCAAAUCAUGCAGUUCUCAUAACUGGAUUUGAUAAAAUAGGAAGUACUCCAUAUUGGAUUGUGCGGAACUCAUGGGGAAGUUCAUGGGGAGUAGACGGCUAUGCCCAUGUUAAAAUGGGAGGCAAUAUUUGUGGUAUUGCAGAUUCUGUUUCUGCUGUAUUUGUGUGACAUGUUGGGCAGAUCAAAGGACAACGACAAAAAUGAAGGUUCAUAAUGAGUUGUAGCAAAGAACUUCAUUCUCAGCAUUGUUCAUCUUUGGGCCACCAGCUCUCUUUGGGCCACCAGCUCCAUGGCUUGGGAGGAAUCUGUAGAACAGUUUCUUACUCUGGGAUAAAGGUCACAUUAGGAAUCUCUUCAAUUUGAAGAGGGUUUUAUCUGGUUUGAUUGUUGUUUUUGUUUGCUUAUUUUUAAUGAUAUACUUCCAGUAGGUUAAAAAGGGAAUACGAAUGUCUUUUCCUUUGUAAAACAUAAUCACCAGCCUUAACUUACACUUCUAUACAAGAAUAGGCAGCCUAAAAAAUGAGGUGUGCUUCUCACAAAUAUAUUCACAGCCCUCUGAGAUGGAAUUUCUUAAGGAUUUUGAAAUGCCAGUUGCUUUACCUCCACAAAAAAUGUUUACCCCUCAAACAGUAGAAAGGUCAUAUAGAAAGAAAGAAAAAAAAAAAAGGACAAAAUCCCUUUUUAAGAGAAGUAGAUUGAAAUUAAAGGACCAGUAUGGCUAUUCUGUGGCAGGAAAAACUCUAGUAGCAUUGCAUGAGAGACAAAUUGCUGUUUGGAAAUUCGCCUUGUUGAUAGACUUUCAACAGAUCUUAAGUCUUCCUUGUUCUUCCUGUAUUGAAGAGCAAUGCAUUUCCCCACUCUCUUUCUCUUGUUCGUUACUGUGACACUCCUACAUUUUCCUGGUGGUUUGGCUCCCCUGGCUAAAGAAGUCUCAUUUUUUACUUUACAAUUCUAUUUUAUAACUAUUUAUUUGGCUCCAUUUGCCUCUAAACCUUUAUCAAAUCAAGAUCUCACCUUUCUGUUCCCACUUUUCUGCUUUCCCCAUUCUAACCACAUUUUUUUAUGCAUCCCCCUGGCUUCCACCUGGUUCUGAUUCUUGAUGCAAGUUUCUGUUUUCUCUUGCAGAAGUCAUUAUGUGUGGGUAUGUGGCAAUAUAAGAACCUCAGAGCAGAAGAGCUGAUCUUCUGUUUGAAUAGAAGUACAAUUAAGUAUUAAAUGGAUUAAUAAAAGAAAAUCAUAUCAAAUAUUGCAUAUGUAAACAUUUCUUCUCUGCAAUUUAUGGUUACCUUCUAAUGUAGACUAUCUUAGCAAAAACAAAAUUUUAAAUGUAAUAGCAACCACUAAAAAAAUGAGGACAUUCCAUUUUUCCCAUCGCUUUUGACCUUUAUCUAUCCAUCUGCUUUAUUAGAAAAAGAAAACUCAAUUACAAAAGACUGUAUUUCUUUGGUUUGUACCAACCAGAUGCAACCUCAAAUGAAUACAUGUUGGCUCAGGUUUAGAAAUGUUCCAGGAAGAAAAAUAUUGAUAUGCUGAUUACUUUUUUAAUUAGCCAAGUGUGUCAAAAAAGAACUGUGUGCUGGUUGUUCUAGUUGUAUUUAUCUCUGUAUUUACUGACUUCUAUACAAUAUAAGUGCUUUUCUGAUACUCUUUUUCAAAUGUUAAAGAUUUUUUUUAAUUACAAAAUGAUUAAUACCUCUCAGCUAUUCUGGAUUUUGAUGACAUUUAUAAUAAAACCACCUAUAUUUGACUUUG
Canis lupus familiaris (dog) is the source of this 2595-nucleotide messenger RNA. RefSeq names its product cathepsin O (gene CTSO). Lineage: Eukaryota; Metazoa; Chordata; Mammalia; Carnivora; Canidae. The transcript is spliced from 8 exons. The annotation marks the transcript as partial. Gene Ontology annotation, molecular function: cysteine-type endopeptidase activity. Gene Ontology annotation, cellular component: lysosome. The record is from RefSeq and is a predicted model, not a curated record.